CGAGUCCUGACAUUAUUUGCUUAGUGAUAAAUUUCCCCAUGACCCAUAUUCCUGUCAGAGCUGAUGAAAUCUCAGUCUGAGGGGGAUUUAAAAGCGAAAAGAAAACAGGAGAAGUCUAAACUGACUGAUUUUAGAUAUAGACUUCAUUAGAGCUGAGAGUGUUUCAGAUGGACUCUCGCGGCCUCCUCGCGCUCGCGCUGAUCCUCUGGUUCCGUUGCCAUGGCGCCCUCUCGUGUCCGGUGCGCUGCACGUGUCACUUCGGCAUCCAGUCAGUAGAGGCAGUGUGUCCCGAUGCGGCGCUCUCGCGCUACCCUAGCGACGGUCUCCCAGGCAACACCACCUCCCUAACCAUCCAGUUCACCAACCUGAGCAGCGUCUCCGCCCACGAGCUGGGAGCCACGCCCCUUCUCCAGGAGCUCCACCUACCAGGAAACAGACUCAGCAGCUUACCGGCGGACCUGCUUACUGGUCUUCAUCACCUGCACACCAUAGACCUUACAGGUAACCAGCUACAGGAGCUGCCUGCUCGGGUGUUCUAUCAUGCCCCGCUCCUCAACCUGGUUCUUAAAGACAACUGGCUCACUAGCGUCAAUGCCGACUGGCUGCCCGCCAACAGCAGCCUCACGUGGCUCGAUCUGUCAGGGAACAAGCUGAGGAAAGUUCCCUCUGCUCUGCUUCAGAAGCUGAGCCGCCUGGAAACUCUGGACCUCUCACAGAACCUGCUAGAGGUGCUUCUAGCCGAGAGCCUCCACUCCCUUCAUGCUUUAGAGAGACUUCACCUGGAUGACAACAAACUUCAUUCCCUGGACGCCAAGGCUUUUAGCCACAACACUAACCUGACUCACCUGUUCCUUCAGAAGAACAAGCUGCGGUCUCUCCCGACUACAGUGUUCCACGGCCUCGACCGGCUGCAGUACCUGGACCUCUCAGAGAACUACCUGACAUUCCUGACACCUGGCACCCUUGGUUUAGGGAUCAGCUGGGUGGAGUUGACCUCUAACCCCUGGCACUGUGAUGCUAAAAUAGAGUACCUGUGGAAGAGGCUAAACAACGUGGAGGUGCAGUCCGAGCCGAAGUGCGCCUCACCUGAGGAGCUGAAGGACAAAGCAAUCGCAGCACUUACGCGCAAAGAGCUGGGUCUGGCAGACUGAAGAAAGAAAGGAUGAAAAUGAGAUGGAGGAAGAAGAACCCUGGAAAUGUUGAAAUUAGUGAAUAAAGGAGUGAGAAUAGCAGAGCAGAACAAGAAAUAAAUGAAUGCAGUUAGAAAAUCAAAAGAGCAAUGAUAAAGCAAAUCAACUGUAGCUUCAUGAUGUGUUAAACAAUACAAUGAUAAAAUGGAACAAGAGUAGUGUUUGCUGAUCUGAAGAUGACAAAAAAUAAAUGAUUUUGUAGGAUAAAAGAAGUCGUGUAUUUGUUCAGUUGUUGCCUCACAUCUCCCAGAGUAGUACAAAUUGCCUCCAUACAUAAAUAUGUGUGUGUGUGUGUGUUUCCUGGCAUUUCGUCUAGGAUGUAUUCUAGACUCAGGAUCCACUAUACACUCACUAUCAACUUUAUUAGGAACACCUGUACACCUGCACAUUUAUGCAGUUAUCUAAUCAGCCAAUCAUGUGGCAGGAGCACAAUGCAUAAAAUCAUGCAAAAUACAGGUCAAGAGCUUCAGUUAAUGUUCACAUCAAACAUCAGAAUGGGGAAAAAGUGUGAUCUCUGUGACUUUAAUCGUGGCAUGGUUGUUGGUGCCAGAUAAGCUGGUUUGAGUAUUUAAGAAACUGCUGAUCUCCUGGGAUUUUCACACUCAACAGUCUCUAGAGUUUACACAGAAUGGUGUGAAAAACAAAAAACAUCCUGUGAGCAGAGGGUCUACAGGCUGAAACACCUUGUAGAUGAGAGAGAUCAGAGGAGAAUGAGCAGACUGGUUCCUGCUGCGAAGAAGGAUAUAAUAACUCAUAUAAGCGCUCUUUACAACCGUGAUGAGCAGAAAAGCAUCUCUGAACACAGAACACAUCAAACCUUGAGGUGGAUGAGCUACAACAGCAGAAGACCACAUCAGGUUCCACUCUUAUCAGCCAAGAACAAGAAUCUGAGACUAUCAUGGGCACAGACUCACAAAAACUAGACAGUUGAAGAUUAGAAAAAAAAAUCACCUGGUCUUUUUUUGGGUGAAAUCUCAAGGUUUCUGUCAUCUCGAGGAGUUUUUCCUGGACAUCGUCGCCUCUGGCUUGCUCAUUAGGGAUAAAUUCGUAAAUUUAUAAUUUAUAUCCUGAAUUUAUAUAUUUCUGUAAAGCUGCUUUGUGACAAUGUCCAUUGUUAAAAGCACUAUAUAAAUAAAAUUGAAUUGAGUUGAGAUCACA
This is a messenger RNA of Pangasianodon hypophthalmus (striped catfish), 2348 nucleotides long. Its product is annotated as leucine-rich alpha-2-glycoprotein. The coding region runs from base 168 to 1151 and encodes 327 amino acids. Gene Ontology annotation, cellular component: plasma membrane. The record is from RefSeq and is a predicted model, not a curated record. The transcript has 3 exons. Gene Ontology annotation, molecular function: protein binding. Lineage: Eukaryota; Metazoa; Chordata; Actinopteri; Siluriformes; Pangasiidae.